CUGGUCUGUUUUGGGUAGACGGUAAAACCAGUUAAGCGUGAUACAUUGGUGGAAAACAAGAAAUGGCUUCAUUUCUGCAGCAGUUGCGACUGCUACUGUGGAAAAACUGUCUGAGUGUUUGGAGACAGCCGGUCUGGUCUCUAGCACUUAUCAUCUGGCCUCUAAUAAUCUUUAUAAUCCUAGCCAUCACCCGGUCCAAGUUCCCACCUGAAAAACAAUCUGCCUGUUAUGUGGCCCCUCGUAACCUCCCCAGCGCCGGCUUCUUCCCCUUCCUCCAGACACUCUUGUGUGACGCUGACAGCUCUUGCAAGAACAAAUCGCUUCAGCCACAGACUAAUAAGAUGAUGUUCUCAAAAAGUUUAAACUGGACCCCUGAAGAUGCCAAUUGGAUGGCCAGCUUUCCCUUAAACGGAGAGUUUUUUGAGAAACUGGGCAUUGGUGGGGGACGAUCGGCUGAGCAGAGGAGCAGUUCGGAGUUACUCACACAGCUGACUGACAUGCAUAACAUCUGGACCACAAUGAUAAAUGCUGAUUUCCAAAGCCUGGCAAACAUCACCUCCAAUAUUGACACACUCAACCAGACAGUACAGGUUGAACAGGACGGGGUAAAUGAAAUGCUGGUCUCUGCUGAUUUUCUGAAGAAGGUUUUGUGCAAUUACACUCUCCCCUAUGUCAAAAAGACUGGCAACAGCGCUGUGGACUUCAUGGGGGACAGUUACAUGACGUUCUGUCUGUCAAAUGGCCCUUUCCUAGAAGCAUGCCUCUUUACAAUGAAUCAGAUGUUCACAAGGGUUAUGACGGAAAAUCCAGUGGAGGUUUUAAACACAAGCGUGAUAGUCCUGGGGGUGAUAGCAGAGCUGCAGAACAAGUCUGUUGUCUGGGAGACGCUGCUAGACUUGCCCUAUCUCUUCCUUCCUGGGAGUCUGGAUGAGAAAGUGCAGCUAGGGAUUAAACUGCUGGAGAAUAUGAACAGCAUACUGCAGAUUGUACAGAAAGGAUACCCCCAGGCUAAUAUCCCUCUGAAGUCUGUGACCCCCACCAUCGAUGAAGCCAUUCACUUCCUACAGUACAUUCUCCACUGGCCUGGAAGAGGUGUUAAUAUUUCCCUGCAAGAUGUUCUGAGUGGACAGCCUCACAUUUCAACCAGCCAAGAACAAGCUCUGCUGGACACUGUUGUCAUUCCGUUAGACAAGGCGCUUCUUCUGGUGGAUUUCAAUGCCUUCAGUUCUUAUAUCUGCCUGGGUCUUAAUGGAUCUGGGGCUCCAACAAAAGACAGCCUCAACAGUCUCUGCGCAAACAACGGGCUGCAGCCUGUAUUUGAGAGGAUCGACAGGAACAAAGUGGCAGAGCAGAUCUUUCUGGCGUGGAGCCGAGGAGUCUCCAGGUCAGAUGUGCGCUUUGCUAUUCUCAGAGUGAACAACCUGCUGAGUCUCUUCCUACCUGGCAGUGAAGACAUCACCUCCACCCUCACCAACACCAGCACGGUGCUCAACGACUGGCUCCUGGCUGUUACCGACAGCAUCCUGCUGUCCAUGAACAAGACAACCAGGGAAAUCACAUUCGUGGACAUGACGACCGCAGUGCUCCAUACCCUGAGAGAGCUCCCAGGCUGGCCCUCCGUUCAGAGGGCGCUCGGGGUGGCAGUGGGGAUAAUGGAGUUCGCCACUGACCUCCUGAAGACACAGACAGAUAUCCUGAGCCAUGCAGAGGCAGUUGCCAUCAAUGUGCAGAGCAUGAUUCAGUCAUUGCUAAGCAACAACACUUUUUUUGAUGCCUGGGUUGGAAAGAACAUAAAUGCAACCUUGGAAACAAUACAGGAGGUGCUGCAGCCAGGGCGGCAGGUGGCCUGUUCCAGCCUCACUGCUCCGUGGGCUGACCUCUUUACCCAGGUAACCCUUGUGAAGGAAGACUGGCCUGCCUUGUUAUGCAACCAGAAUCCGUCCCUCCUGCUCAUGAGGCUUCAGAAAACAGUGGACCCACUCAUCACUAAAGUGUACAUGCUGAUUGAUUUGAUUAAUGGAACUCAAACAAGUGAGGUGACCGCUCCCCAGAUCCUCUCUGCAUGGGAAACUCUGGAAACAUCCUAUCUGAAGUGCAUUGAGGUCAUCGGCAGGGUCACUCAGAUCCUGGGCUCGGAGUACUGGCGAGCCUGGGCUAGAAACACCGGAGCCAUGACUGCGAACUGGACUGCAAUGCUGCAGGAGAGGACACUGGAAGAAGUUGAGCAGCUGGGUUUUGAACUUCAGGCCAGCGUUCUGUGGCCCACAGUGAAACCAUACUUUGACACAGCAUACUGGAUUGUGGCUUACUCCAGUCAGCCGAACGCCACCGUACCACCCAACUGUACUUUCAUCAAUUCAGCCAUGUCCCUGGAUUGCAGCUCUGCGUUCAGCUGGAAGCAGUUUGUCCUAAUGACUGUGGCGCUCUGUGAAGAAGUGGCCAAAGAUCAGACAUCGCUACUGAGGAUACUUCGUGCAAGUGUAUUAUUUGUUCAGGACAGUUUCCAGAAUUAUGCGGCUGAGCUGCUAAGGCAGUAUUUGACUGAGCAAGCGAAUAACCAGCCCCUUAGGAAUGAAGUCCUCAAAGAGCUAAUGGGGAUAAUCGUGCAGCUGGGGGAAUCGAGCAUUGAGUUACUGGCCAACGCAACUUCACUGGAUCAUCUCAACAGCAACAUCUCCACAACGUUCCUACACAGCAUGCUGGAGACCUUCCACUUGCUGCCUUUGGAGGCCAUAUGGAAGGAAGGGGGUUCCAGCAGCACAGAGAUUGUCAGCAGUGUUUUACAGGCCGUGGAAAACAACAAGAAGUUGUUGGCAGCUUUAAAUAUGGGUCCCAUAAACAGUACUAACCCCUCAAUCCACAAGCUGGAUUCGUUGCUUGAAAAAUGGCUGUCAGGGGGUGGCGGUCUCCGGCCGCUAACUUUUAGCAUUGGAGAAACCCUCAUCAAGUUCUCCUCCUUGAAUUUAUCUGAACAGGCCUUCUUCAAAGAAGUGCUGCAGCCCUUGUUGCAAGCUAAUCUAAACGGGUCUCAAGCUACUCAGCUUGUGCUGCAGAUUCUUGGGGUGUUCGAUCAAGUGGCCCAAUCCCGGGAUGAGCCUCUAGCGCUACUGAACGGGUAUCUCAAGCAACUUCAAAACUUCCUCAACUCUGAUGUGAAACCAGAGGCUCUGCUGCUAAUACAGAACCCUUACAUCCAAACUAACAGCAACUUCUCCCUGCUGCUCAGUUAUGACCAACAUCAAGUCGCCCUGGACAUGCUCCCUUUCCUCUCCCCCGCUGCUGUGCAGAAAUGGGUCUCAAUCGGUGCCGAUGCUCCCUUGACAGUGCUGCAGCAAUUUGUUCUAUUCCUACCUGACAGCCAAGCAGUGGAAUUGGGAAACAUAGUCAACAACACAGCAAGGCUAUUUGAGGCAGUGAACUUGUGCACAAUGACUUCUCCCAACUGCACGGCUGUCAUUUACGAAACUUUGAACGUGCUUAUGCAGGCUGCAGAAGCUUUACAUGACAUCAACAACAACAACAACAGUUUAUCCAUUCUGGUUGAACUAGCCUCCCGAUUCAAUAAUUCCGAAUUCAGUUUAAAACUGCAGGAAAACAUGUCCCUUGUUUUGACCACUGAUCUGAUUUCCAUGCUCAUUCCUCUGGGAGCAACAACAAACAGUUCUGUUCCAGCAUCCGCUGUGUACCUGACAGUAGCUCAAACACUCGCCUUCCUUAAACAGGUUGUGUCUACCCCGGAUUUCAAUAUGAUCACUCUUCAGGAGGCACUGGAAACCUCAAACCUCAACAUAACUGAACUCAACAAUAUUCUCCAUGCAGUGGGUGCGCCCAAUGCAUCAGAGCUGGUUUUAGAAAUUAGCAACAUUGUUGGCGUUCAAGAGUGCUAUAAGCUAAGACCAAAUGACUCUUUGUCUUGUACUCUGGAGCUUGCAAACAAGCUGAUGGAUUUGCUUCAGCAAAUGGACUUAACAAAGGAAAUCAAAGGCAGGAUUUCAGCUGUGAAGUCCAUAUUGCAGUACUGGACAGAAGAAUUAAACGGGAAGAGCAGUUUGCCAAGACAGCUGGAAGGUCUUUAUGAUUUUACGUCGGUGUCCUUGCAAGAUGGAUCUCUGGUUAACGGGAUCAGAACAACCGUGACCUUGAUUUCCGAUAGCCUGAUGAAAAUAAAAUCCAGCAUGGGACAGCUUGGCAUUGAAUCCCCAGAGCAGUUUGAUACUGGAGUUCAGAUAUUGGAUGAGUUCAUUCAGAUGUUUGUAAAUGGAACCUAUCCCUACAAUAUGACCACCAAGACCGCCAUUAACAAUCUGCGAUUGGAAGACAUCGGACUGUACCUGGAAAUAACAGAAUGGUACCUCAACAAGCUGGAAAACAUAACCCUCCAAAACAACAUUUCAGGGAGUCUCUAUCCACUUUUUCGAAUUACUGAAAUGGCUUUGGCAAAUGCGGUAUCCAGCAUUCAGCUGUCUUCUAGCCUGCUUUCUAUGGUGAACUUGACCAAAGACUUCGUUCAGUCUAUUCUUCCUUUUGAUGUGUCAGACCUGAGGAAGGUCCUACAGUUCUUUACCCAGACCAUCAUGCCAAAUGUGAAGAUAUUCAUGGACCGGCUCUUAAGUACUUUGCCUCAAAACAGCACAGACCCAUUCUUAAAAGAACAGUUCAGACAAGACUAUUCAGAACUGCUAGACUUUGCUUCAGCCUUGCUGGAACCUUUAGCUCUGGUCAACAUCUCCACUGCCUCGGUUUCUAUUGAGGACAUUGUCACCCGACUAGAAACCAUGAGAAAAAACGAUUCUGAAUAUAACAUGGAUCCACUUUUCAGUCUACUGUCAAAAGAUGUUGAAAUGGCAGUGAAAGUGUUUAAAUUAUUACAAGAAGGGAUAAAAGUCCUUGCCACAUUCAAGUCAGAAGGAGACGCCAACCAGACUCUGUUCAAUCUGUCAAGCCAGAUGAUGGCGUUUGACAAGUUAAUUGAUUAUAUACAGCUACUCCUACCUGCUGAAAAAAGCCCAUAUGUUGACAUGGCUGUCCGCAUUUUUGAAAUGCUUUGGGACACUGUGAUUGUAGCCACCGGACCAGGAGAGCGCAACACCGAAGACAUCCAAAGCUUGUUUUUAGAUGAAGCAAAGCUCCUUCUGAACAGCACGGCUCCCCUCACAGAGCAGCUGCCUGAAGCUGUGGUCACUGACUUGUUUGCUGUGCUGCAAGGCUCCAUGCAGCUGGCCCUCUCUUCCAGCGAGUCAGGCUUUCCCAAAGACAGGAACCUCACCACUGAAGUGAUUGGAAGACUCCAGAACCUUGUGAGAGCACUCAUCCCACAGCCUGCUGCUUCCAUUCUAAUACCCAUGUUAGAAACUGUGAAAAUAUACUUUAAGACUAUCUCCCAAGAUGAUGGCCCUGACACUUGGAACCUGAUUAUUGAGCAAGAAUUGCAUUACUUUUUGCCAAAUGACAGUAACUGGAGUGACUACAUCAGCCUGCUUCAGAAUAUCUCAGCAUGGCUGUCCCAACAAAGCCAAGGGAAUACCACGAGUCUGGGAAUCGCUGGCUAUCUCCUGGAGAGGAUCCUUGAUGGUGAAGGAAUAUCAGACAAUACAUCACUUACUGAGAUGCUCUUUGAGAAGGCGUUGGCAGGCUGGGGAGAUGCCUCUCAUGAGAGUCCCAGCCCCCUGCUCCAGACUUGGCUCCACACUCUUGCUUCACUCUUUCCUGAUGUGGGGCAUGCUAUGGGACCGCUUAACAUCACAGAAGCUAGGGCUGAGAGAAUUCUCCCAGUUCUCAUCCGGCUAGCGAGUGGGGCCGUGGAGAAGGAUCUCUGGAAAAUGAUGUCAGCUAUCCUGGAGGCAGUGUUAUCUUCGUUAAAGGAGACUCCAGCCUGGGAACCAGUACAGGACAUUCUGUCCCUAGAACAAGCCCUCUCCAGUGUGGUUGUCCAGUCUCUCAAAGUGGAAACAGAACUCAAUCUGUAUGUGAAAGUAUUUCUGGGUAAUCUCACCGCCAGCCUGAAACGAGUCAUACAGGACAGUGGUGGCAUUUUGACUGAAUCCAUUCGACCAAUCCUACAUGCAGUGUCCGAAACCGCCAGCAUCAUUAGGGAGGUAAGGUCUGCUUUACCGACAGAUCUGUCAAUUUGACU
Acipenser ruthenus (sterlet) is the source of this 6133-nucleotide messenger RNA. RefSeq lists its product as uncharacterized. Gene Ontology annotation, biological process: lipid transport; transmembrane transport. Gene Ontology annotation, molecular function: apolipoprotein A-I receptor binding; ABC-type transporter activity; lipid carrier activity. Gene Ontology annotation, cellular component: intracellular membrane-bounded organelle; membrane. The coding region runs from base 63 to 6131 and encodes 2022 amino acids. NCBI's taxonomy places the organism in Eukaryota, Metazoa, Chordata, Actinopteri, Acipenseriformes, Acipenseridae. The record is from RefSeq and is a predicted model, not a curated record. The transcript has 24 exons.